AUGGCUAUCGAAGCAAGUGCAGAUGGAUGGCUCAUGGUAAUUAUAUCAUCCACAGCAUGUGUUCUCGGUGCCAGUGUCGUAUUUCUCGGUGGAAAAGCACUGGAGAACAAGCAAUUCCUUUCAGCAUCCAUGGCAUUAGGCGGCGGCGUGCUAGUCUUCAAUUCCCUGUACACGUUGUUACCAGCAUCAAAGCAGAAAUUCGACUCUAAUCUAUGGACAUUUUCAUGUUUCUUUGCUGGCGUUGCAUUUACAGUUGGAUUAUCCUAUUUCAUUCAAUGGUGCACGCCACAUGCGAUUCACACUUGCGAUCCAACGUCGACUGCCAUCACAAAGGACACUGCAAAUACCAUCAACGAGCUGGUUCGAGGGCAAGACAUGAUGGAUGAGGAUCAUGCCCACGAAGACGAGGCACAGGACGAGCGAGACUUGAUGAAACCUAUCCUACCACGUUCACCGCCAUUACGUAAUCACCAUCACCACCAUAAGCAUCACCAUAGUAAUAGAGAUUUAGAGUAUGGCAGCAUAGAUAUAGAUGAUCAUGAUCGUGCUGAUCAGGACAAGAAUGACUAUUUUCUUAUUGGUAUACAAACAGCCAUUGCAAUUUGCAUACACAAGUUCCCAGAAGGGCUGAUCAUGUUUAUAUCAAAUGAAUCGUCCAGUCAAUUGGGUCUCAGUGUGGCAGCAGCGAUGACUAUUCACAAUCUGAUUGAAGGGUUCCUGAUCUCGUUGCCCCUAUAUUACGCUACGGGAUCCCAGUUUGCAGCAUUUGCCUAUGCCUCCAUCCUGGGCGGCAUGUCCCAGCCAUUGGGUGCUGUGCUGGGGCUAUUAGCCAUCCGCAAUGUAGAUCAAGAGCAAGAGAGAUUCUUAUUUGGCAUUAUAUUUGGUGUUGUUAGUGGUAUGAUGUGCUUGAUUGCAGUGCAAAGUAUGCUGCCUCAAGCCAUCAGAGCAGAUGCAACGCAUCGAUGCGUACCACUGUUUUUCUUUACUGGUAUAUUUCUAGUUGGAUUUUCUUCGCUGCUCCAAUCUAUCUAA
Molecule: messenger RNA, 1032 nt
Organism: Mucor velutinosus
Lineage: Eukaryota; Fungi; Mucoromycota; Mucoromycetes; Mucorales; Mucoraceae
Gene: PUS7
Product: multisubstrate pseudouridine synthase 7
Exons: 3
Coding region: 1-1032 (343 amino acids)
Biological process (GO): zinc ion transmembrane transport
Cellular component (GO): fungal-type vacuole membrane
Molecular function (GO): zinc ion transmembrane transporter activity
Source: RefSeq, a predicted model, not a curated record